AAUUCCCAGGUUUGGGCACAUAGGAAAUUAGGAAUACAAAAUAGUGAGAAUACUCGCUUGACGGUUGACGCUUCUACCAACUUCCAUCGUUCCUGGUUCCUACUCAUCAAUCAUGGCUUCUCUAUCUACCUUCUCCAACUUCCUCACUUUCUUAUUCCCGCCAAAAUCACAACCACCACCGCCACCACCACUAUCACCACCGCCAAACCUCACCAUCCGCAAACCAUUACACCACGUGACGCCACUGGAUCACUCCGAUCAAACUCCACCUUAUUCUUGCUCAUCGUCUCCGUCGUCGCUGUCGUCGGUGGUGUGCCCGUCGCUGGCGCAGGCGAACACGAUGUGGUUCAAGAUGAAGGCUGGCGUCAUCCAAGAGUGCAGAAGGAGGAGGUACCACGAAGACACACAGGACAAGCGGAAGCGCAAGUCACGUGAGGCUGCUAAGCGUAACCGCAGAAGGCGUCCACAGUUAAAAUCAUUAGCAGAAAACAAGCAGGCCAUCAAAGAAACCGAAAAGAAAGACGAUGAUGACGAUGAUAACUGGGAUCUACCUGAAGACAAUGCAUAUAUUGACCACUUCUAAAUAGGACUCUACACUUUUUGCAAACCAGAAAGGCAGAAAGCGAGAAAAGUUGAACAGAGCAGAGCACAACAGAGCUUCAGGCAGCGGCAGGCAGUGAGUGGCAAUCUUCAGGCAAGUGGUGGCGACUGGCGAACUUCAGGGAGCAAAGCUCUUUUAUGUCAAAUGAAUUGGACAUCGCUUACUAGCUGCAGUUUACUAUACCUCUUGUUGGUUCUCUAGGAGGAUUGUUUUAAAUUUAGUGUCAAAACUUACAUUAUAAAUUAGAAAGGGUUAAAAAUUUGGAUUGUUACAUCAUGUUUGACCGGUAAUCACAUGAAAAGAAGUCACUAGUAAAAACAAUAUAUAAUACGGGCUCUUGAGCGGUUUAUAAGUUAUAAGUAAGCAAUAACUGUGCCCUUGACUUGUAGCAACUAGCAAGUGUCUUAGUGUAGCAUGUACUUGUCACUUGGCAAACUAAGAGUAUCUAUAGUGACUACCUACUUACGAAAAUUAAUUUGUCCUAUCCAAUAAUAGACUCGUAGUUAAUUAGCUGAUAUUUCCAAUGAUGACUCCUUGUUUUAUCCAAGCUAUUGUAAUAUAAUAGUAAGAGAAGUAAUGUUAGUUAAUUUCUAGAGAAUGGAACUCAAUCUGAUCUUAUAAGUUAAAAGGAAAAAGAUGUUCAUGGUACUAGUUGUUCAUCUUCAACUUUCCUGUGUACUACUCAACUUCAUCCUAUUACUAAUAUUGGUUGUCCUCUGCA
Messenger RNA from Arachis ipaensis, 1322 nucleotides. RefSeq names its product small ribosomal subunit protein bS21c. Gene Ontology annotation, molecular function: structural constituent of ribosome. Gene Ontology annotation, biological process: translation. Gene Ontology annotation, cellular component: ribosome. The record is from RefSeq and is a predicted model, not a curated record. Lineage: Eukaryota; Viridiplantae; Streptophyta; Magnoliopsida; Fabales; Fabaceae.